UGUAAAUGUGUCCAAGAUGGCGACCUCCAUCGUUCUGUAUUAUACGUUCUCGCCAAUUGCAACAAAAUAACAUUAUUGUCACAUGUCAAAACGUUGUUGUUGGUCGCAGAAAAUACAACACGGUUUAGUAUAUUGAAUCGGAAACGUUAAAAUCGUCUCCAAUGCUUUGUACAUUUGUAGAACUGCGCGCGGUGAUGGUCUGAGGGGAUUUCCAAGCAUGGCCACCGAUAACAGAAUUCAUUUCUGGAGGAAAAACGCAAAGGUUCCAGGGAGUAUACAGCCAGUUUAUGGAGCACAGCAUCCUCCCCUUGACCCCAGAAUCCACCGCACGUUUCCUAAAGACACUCCAAAGGCAAAUAAUCUCAAGUCCAAAAAGGCGUCUAGUUUCCACGAGUUUGCCCGCAGCACAAACGAUGCCUGGGACAUUGACGAUGAGGAGGAUGAGGACUUCUUAGCUCCCAUCCAUCCCUCAUCUCUCCCACCCACCCUGCUCUCCACACAACAGGUACCUCCUCUUCCUCCACAACAACCCAUUAACACCACCAUUGAGCCAGACACAGGGCCAGGGCCUGCAGACCGGCUGGCUCCCCCAACAGCAGAGGUCCGCCUUCAGCAUGAGGAGGCCAAUGGCAGAGUGGUGGUGAAGUCCAGCAGUGAGGCCCAGCUCAACACCAAUACAGUGCGUUCCACUCUGCAGAAGCAACAGUCUCUCCCAGUCCGCCCCAUCAUCCCGUUAGUCGCCAGAAUCUCUGACCAAAAUUCAUCGGGGGCCCCAAUCAUGACAGUGCGAGACAAGAGUCGAUUGGACAAAUUCAAAUACCUUCUGUCCUGUCCUAACACCGACCUCGAGGAGCUCCGGAAGCACAGCUGGUCAGGCAUUCCACGAGAAGUGAGGCCCAUCACAUGGAGGCUCCUCUCUGGUUACCUCCCAGUCAACAUGGAGCGCAGAGACCUGGUGCUGAAGAGGAAGAGAGAUGAGUACUUUGGUUUCAUUGAACAGUAUUACCACUCCAGGACAGACGAAACUUACAAAGACACAUAUAGACAGAUCCACAUUGAUAUUCCGAGGACAAACCCACUAAUUCCACUUUUCCAGCAGCCUGCGGUGCAAGAGGUGUUUGAGAGGAUCCUCUUCAUCUGGGCUAUCCGCCAUCCAGCCAGCGGCUACGUCCAGGGAAUCAAUGACUUGGUCACUCCAUUCUUUGUGGUAUUCCUUUCCGAAUUUGUUGAGGAGGAUGUGGAGAAUUUUGACGUAGCAUCCUUGCCUCUUGAGACCCAGAGGAACAUUGAGGCAGACAGCUUCUGGUGCAUGACCAAGCUGCUGGACGGAAUACAGGACAACUACACUUUUGCUCAGCCAGGGAUACAGAACAAAGUUAAAGCUUUGGAAGAAUUGGUCAGCAGAAUCGAUGAGGACAUACACAACUACUUUAAGAGGUAUGAGGUGGAGUACCUGCAGUUUGCUUUUCGUUGGAUGAACAACCUGCUGAUGAGAGAGCUACCUCUACGCUGCACCAUACGCCUCUGGGACACCUAUCAGGCUGAACAAGAGGGCUUCUCCCACUUCCACCUCUACGUCUGUGCUGCUUUCCUGAUCGAGUGGCGCAAAGAGAUCCUCUCCAUGGUCGAUUUUCAGGGUCUUCUCAUGUUACUCCAGAACCUUCCUACAAUCCACUGGGGGAACGAGGAAGUGGGCCUUCUCCUGGCUGAAGCAUACAGACUCAAGUAUAUGUUCGCUGACGCGCCCAAUCACUACAAGAGAUAGGCCUCUAUGCCACUGGUUCUUCAACUCUUUUUUUUUAACCGUGGCACACCUUGAUAGGAUAAAACAUUGUGCUGCACACCUGCAAUUUCCCUAUUCAUGUAGUGGUAAUGGCAUGCAUCUUACAUGAUCCAUACUGCAAAUCAUCUAUUUUCUGUGACAAAUGUUUUUUAUAGGUUAAAUGGAGUUAAUUUGAUCGUUCCUUAAUCUGAAUGUGUGUCUACCCCUUAAAGAGUGUCCUGUGAAUCCGAGUUAGAUUUUUUUUUUUAUAGGUCCGGUUAUAUGUAUAUAUAGUCUGUUACAAAUAUAUAUAUAUAUAUAUAUAUAUAUAUAAUUUUUUUACAGUUUGGGCUACAUAUGAACAGUUUUCUGCAUUGUUAAAGGUGCAACCACGGACACAAAGCCACGCUCUGUUUGUUUCUACGGCAACGGCUGUGGUACAGCUAAACCUAAUCAGACUUGGUUAUGCUAAUUGUUCUCACAGGCGAAGUAAAGGGAUAUAAAUGUACUUUCUCGUGAUGCGCGCCCCUCAAAUGAUACAAAAUGUAACAACAGCCUGAGUGCACUGGACUUGAAACAGCCACACAGAUGGAACCAUGUGCCAUUCAAUGUAUUAUCUGAACGGCGCUGGUGCUCCCAAGUCCAAAUUCCACAGUUCACAUUCGUUAGUGUCCCCCCCCCCCCCCCCAAAAAAAAUAAUUAAGAUUUGGAAAAGUUUCACUGCACAGCUGAAAGUUCCUCAAGGCACAACACUGUGCUGCGUCACACAGGUUGAAAACCACUGCUAUAUGCACUGGUGAACAGAUUGUAAAACAAGAGAUAUGUAGGUAUGUAGAGAUAUGUAGAGAUAUGUAGGUAUGUAGAGAUAUGUAGGUAUAUAGAGAUAUGUAGAGAUAUGUAGAGAUAUGUAGGUAUGUAGAGAUAUGUAGGUAUGUAGAGAUAUGUAGGUAUGUAGAGAUAUGUAGAGAUAUGUAGGUAUGUAGAGAUAUGUAGAGAUAUGUAGAGAUAUGUAGAGAUAUGCUGAUAUGUAGGUUUUUAUUCCUCUGACAUGACUGACGGACAUACUGUAAAAUACCUUGCACAUGCGUAUAGAUAGAUUAUGCACUUCAAAACCCUGGCCUGAACUACCGUUUGUACAAUAUUUUUCUUGCCGUCUUUCUCUGUUAAUAAUUGCAUUGGCAAGUUUCAUUCCACCGACUCUGCAGUGUAUUAUCUUAGAGCCAGUGGCUUGAACGUCUCAGUAGUAGUCUGUUACAGUUCACGCCGUAGGCAUCGAGUAGGGUCCUGGCAUACAGCUGUGAGUUCUGCUGUUGGAACUCUAUACUGUACUGUAUAAAUGACUGGUAUUUUAAUCUGGAAGGGAUAAGUACUUGGCUAAUCGGUUAAUGGCUAGUUCAAAUUAAUUCAUACUGGCAUUAAAUCAGUAUUGUUUGUCUCAAAGGUUUUAACCGAACUCUGAAUGGAUGACGAUGACAGUUUGAUCAUCCUUUAAGUUUCAGAGAGAAUAUACUUGAGUUAUUUUGUUUUGUCGUUUGUUUAUGACAAGAGUUCUGUGGUAAAGCUAGCCCACAUAUAUUUGACCACUUUGUCCUCACUUGUUCCCUUCGUGGGAAUAUUGAGUCCAGCAAAAGGCCAGUCUGAAUAUCUAGUGAAGAAAUGGUCCAAUGUAGUACAACGUGAUACGGGAGGAGUCACGGCUGCUACCUAUAGCCGCUCUGUACACCAGGAAAAGGUACUUUACUUCAGGGCUUAUCUAUAGGGGUGCCUUAUUGAAUCCCAAGGCCUCAAUGUGAAUCGGAUGAGAAUAGCGACCUUUAAUUGUUGAUGUAUUGUUGUAAAGUUUGGACUAGAUAUAAAGUAUUAGUUGAACUAGAUAUAGCUGUAUUUUAUCAUCUGAUUAUUUGCUAUUUUGUUUAGUAAUCGUCAGACUUCAAUUUUCUUUCUAGAUUAUAUGAAACUGUGGCACGUAUGAAAGUUGAUCAAUUGGAUCAAAAAUGAAUUUGUCAUUUGCAACUGAAUGAGACUUGUCUACCCUUCAAAUCGUGUAAACCUGAAGGGGAUCUGACACUUUAUCAAACGUAUAUUGUGUGUGUUUGUGGUGUUCAUAACAAUGCGAUGCAAAUGUUGCUUUUGUCUAUUUCCUCUUCCUGAAGAAAUGUACAAACCAGUGCAAUCUAAAUCAACAAUCUGCCACACAAUAUAACGACCAUCCAGGAAGCUCUUCAGAUAGGAGAGAAAAUGACUGUUGUACUUCCCUGUUUGUGGUUUGCAACAGCAUCUACUCUUAUUUAGUAAUGGUUAACUUAAACAGUUGUCUGUAAACUUUAUAGAAGUGAAAAUGGUGUAUAUUAAGAAGUCAAAUGUUCAGAUUUGUUAUAUAGUAAUGGACUGUGUUUUGCCUUGACUCUGAGGGUUGCUAAAUGCUGAUGGGGAUUUUCAGAGGAAACUUUUAGUAACCCUCCCUACACAGUUACUUGAUCUAUUGAAAACGGUGUCCUGUGAUAUCAACACAGCUGUAUUUCAAGCCUUUGUUAUAAGAAUGUGUAAUGCUCUCUUUCUUUUACUGUCUAACAUGGAAAACUGAAAUGUUGUCAUUUGACCUUCUGUUUUGUGUCAGUUGAUAUUGGGGUUAUGUAGUAGCCUACCAGUUGAUAUUGGGGUUAUGUCGUAGCCUACCAGUUGAUAUUGGGGUUAUGUCGUAGCCUACCAGUUGAUAUUGGGGUUAUGUAGUAGCCUACCAGUUGAUAUUGGGGUUAUGUAGUAGCCUACCAGUUGAUAUUGGGGUUAUGUAGUAGCCUACCAGUUGAUAUUGGGGUUAUGUAGUAGCCUACCAGUUGAUAGUGGGGUUAUGUAGUAGCCUACCAGUUGAUAGUGGGGUUAUGUAGUAGCCUACCAGUUGAUAGUGGGGUUAUGUAGUAGCCUACCAGUUGAUAGUGGGGUUAUGUAGUAGCCUACCAGUUGAUAGUGGGGUUAUGUAGUAGCCUACCAGUUGAUAUUGGAGUUAUGUCGUAGCCUACCAGUUGAUAUUGGGGUUAUGUCGUAGCCUACCAGUUGAUAUUGGGGUUAUGUCGUAGCCUACCAGUUGAUAUUGGGGUUAUGUCGUAGCCUACCAGUUGAUAUUGGGGUUAUGUCGUAGCCUACCAGUUGAUAUUGGGGUUAUGUAGUAGCCUACCAGUUGAUAUUGGGGUUAUGUAGUAGCCUACCAGUUGAUAUUGGGGUUAUGUAGUAGCCUACCAGUUGAUAUUGGGGUUAUGUAGUAGCCUACCAGUUGAUAUUGGGGUUAUGUAGUAGCCUACCAGUUGAUAUUGGGGUUAUGUAGUAGCCUACCAGUUGAUAUUGGGGUUAUGUAGUAGCCUACCAGUUGAUAGUGGGGUUAUGUAGUAGCCUACCAGUUGAUAGUGGGGUUAUGUAGUAGCCUACCAGUUGAUAUUGGGGUUAUGUAGUAGCCUACCAGUUGAUAUUGGGGUUAUGUAGUAGCCUACCAGUUGAUAUUGGGGUUAUGUAGUAGCCUACCAGUUGAUAUUGGGGUUAUGUAGUAGCCUACCAGUUGAUAUUGGAGUUAUGUAGUAGCCUACUAGUUGAUAGUGGGGUUAUGUAGUAGCCUACCAGUUGAUAUUGGGGUUAUGUCGUAGCCUACCAGUUGAUAUUGGGGUUAUGUCGUAGCCUACCAGUUGAUAUUGGGGUUAUGUCGUAGCCUACCAGUUGAUAUUGGGGUUAUGUAGUAGCCUACCAGUUGAUAUUGGGGUUAUGUAGUAGCCUACCAGUUGAUAUUGGGGUUAUGUAGUAGCCUACCAGUUGAUAUUGGGGUUAUGUAGUAGCCUACCAGUUGAUAUUGGGGUUAUGUAGUAGCCUACCAGUUGAUAUUGGGGUUAUGUAGUAGCCUACCAGUUGAUAUUGGGGUUAUGUAGUAGCCUACCAGUUGAUAGUGGGGUUAUGUAGUAGCCUACCAGUUGAUAUUGGGGUUAUGUAGUAGCCUACCAGUUGAUAUUGGGGUUAUGUAGUAGCCUACCAGUUGAUAUUGGGGUUAUGUAGUAGCCUACCAGUUGAUAUUGGGGUUAUGUAGUAGCCUACCAGUUGAUAUUGGGGUUAUGUAGUAGCCUACCAGUUGAUAUUGGGGUUAUGUAGUAGCCUACCAGUUGAUAUUGGGGUUAUGUAGUAGCCUACCAGUUGAUAUUGGGGUUAUGUAGUAGCCUACCAGUUGAUAUUGGGGUUAUGUAGUAGCCUACCAGUUGAUAUUGGGGUUAUGUAGUAGCCUACCAGUUGAUAUUGGGGUUAUGUAGUAGCCUACCAGUUGAUAUUGGGGUUAUGUCGUAGCCUACCUGCCUUGACCUCACUUAGCUGAUGUAAAUCAGGAAUAGUAAUUACAUUUCCAACUUUCAUACCCAUUUCUCUGCUAUGGUAGGAAAGAUGUGACAGUCAUUCUUGUAUUCAUGGUUGCUUGUUUCGUCACAAUAUGGUUUUGAACGUUUGUUUUGAACUGAUGGCCGACUGAGCAUUCUACUCAAUGCAUUUUAGAUCAAGGGCAGAUGGAGAACGUUCAUAAGAAUGGUAUGACGCGACCGAGUGAUGGAGGUGCAACCAAUGAAUUGAUUGGCAUUUAGGUUCAGUUUCAACAAUAUGGCUCAAAUUAGUUUUGUCAGGUUUUUUUUGUGACCCUAUGACAACCUAACAUAAUAAAACUGAAGUACGUUUUUUCGUGCAUCAGUUUUUCUGGCACAAUCUGAAGAUCCUGGUUAGUUUUUCAAUAAUCAGUGCUAGAACAGUGCACUUGGUGGUAUUGGAUGUGUAAUCAUGAUAAUGAGAAAACUGAAGUGCCAUAACUUCUGUACCAGUAUAAUUCUCAUAUUGGUUUUUAAGAUCACCAUGUAGUUCAAUUAGGAUUUUUCUGCCUAUUAAAUCAUCUAAUUGUCAUUCUACUUUAGAUUUCUGCUUGUUCCAGGUACAUAUUUUACCAUGUCUUCUGAAGUCAGUGUUUUUGUAGGAAAAAUGCAGACUUGUGUUCUUAGUUGGCAUUUUCACAUUUUAGAAUGAUUUGUUGGUGUAUUUAAGUAGUUGCCUUUCAGCCUUAAACUGUGCUCUGUCCUCAUUUGUUUAUUUGCUCAAAAAAAAUUCUGACUUUGUGUAAUUUUAAUUUAAUUCAUUCUCCGAUUGUAUUAUUCACUCCAUGUCGCACUGUUUCAUGGUCAUGCAAAGGUUCACUGCAUUUUGAUUUUAAAAACAGGAGAUAUAGGACAAUGAAACCUGAAGUCAUUGUCUAAAUUCAAAUUUCCAAUCAUUCAUUUGUCUUUUUCUAAUCUUCAAUAACCAAACUAUUCAGCCAAUAAUGUUUUCUUUCAGUCCCAUGCUUCUGUAGUCAUUACUGGUUUUAGCCUUAAAUUGAGGAGAUAUUACAGUAUUCUGCUGUAUAUUAACUUUUUGUUUAUAUUAAACGAUUGUUACCCUUUG
Oncorhynchus mykiss (rainbow trout) is the source of this 7207-nucleotide messenger RNA. RefSeq names its product TBC1 domain family member 22B. NCBI's taxonomy places the organism in Eukaryota, Metazoa, Chordata, Actinopteri, Salmoniformes, Salmonidae. The record is from RefSeq and is a predicted model, not a curated record. Gene Ontology annotation, molecular function: GTPase activator activity. Gene Ontology annotation, biological process: activation of GTPase activity.